UGGAAAACUAGUAUGUUAGUUCCUGAUUUUCUUUAACUAAUGGUUGCUUUCUUCAUCUUUUUCACAGGAGAAUUUAGUAUUUUAGAUAGAAAUUUAUGUGACAGCAGUUCCUCUCUUUUGUCAUGGACUUCGUUUUAGGAGCCAGUGCCUCGGAAGUGGCUUCAGCGCUCAAGUUGAGGGAAAGAGGACAAGAUCUGAGGCCACGGCCUUGGCAGCUGGUAAUCUAGUGUUUGUGGGAGCAGGGCAGUGGACUUUUGCAGCUAGGGACGCUGAGAGCCUUUCUUUUCACUGGUGGAAAAAAUAAGUCACACCUUGUAGCCUAGUGAAAGCAGAAACUGUUUUGUAGGCAUAGUCUCUAACAGAUUUGUAUUCCAGUUUUAGUUAUAAAAUGUGCGUGUGGACUAUUGGACCAUCUAACUGACUGCUUAGAAAAUGACCUCACUGAAUUACACAGAGAACUUUUUAUACGUCUCACAGCGCCUUCUCUCAGAUCUUCAGUUGUCCCUUGUUCCAUAGACCUACGUGCAGCCAGUUCUGUAAUGUUUUAUCCGGCCCAGCUCAGAGAAGUCAGUUGAUGAAAGUUUGAUUCUGACUCACAGUUUAGAGGUGUCAGUCCAUGAUCAGCCCGGAUGCUUUGGACCUAUGGUGGCAAAUCGUGGUGGGGGACACAUGGAGGAGCAAAGCUCCUCACCUCAUAUCUGGAGAGCAAGGGAGAGAGAAAAAGAGGGUCUGGAGUCCAGAAGAGUCUGGGGACCGAUGAUGCCCUCUGAGUGUCUUCUCCGGUAACCAUAACACCUCCCCCUCAACCUCACCUCAGGUCUCAGAGAUUCCACCACCUAAGGGCACCAAGCCAAGCUGGUGCUGUUAAUACAUAAGUCUUUGGGGCAUUCAGAUUCAAAGCAUAGCACGCUGGCACUCUGACGCACAGGGAUGGUGAAAUCACAGAAAACAACAUUAAGCCCUCUUUUGAAUGACUUGCCUUCAAACAUUUGAGGGCAGUAUUCUUUAUUUUCAUGUUAAUCCCACUCGUAGGGAUUGAGCAUCCGUAUCUUCUUUCAUUUCCUCUGUUGGAAUUUCCCAGAUUGGCACUAUCUUCAUCCAGAGAGCAGUCUAUUUAACAGAGUGCUUCAGCGACUGGUGGAACUGUCAUUUAUUUUAAAACAACACAUUUGUUAAUAAGACCUGAAAUAACAUUUGCUUUUCUGAAGAUUUCUUCAUCAUGGCAGUUUAUUUUAAGCCCACAGUAGCAUCUUUCUUAAAUAUAAUUCCUACAACAACUUAGAAUAAAACAUCUCUUGGCUUUGUCUUGAGCUCCCCUCGCAGACCACUAUCCACCGCUGUGAGUUCUGGGGCCCGAAUUUAGGGGCAGCUACUCACCCAUGCCUUUGUCUCUAAUCUCAUCCCUUUGGUUCCGGUCUGUCAUCUCAAACUGUGUGCUCAGGAUGGCAGAGCCAGCCGCAGUUUACUUCCUGUAAUCUAAUAUAGCAAACCUCACGCCUCUCCUGUGGCUCCACAGCGGGAGAUCAUUACCCUGAUUUCCUCAGCCCUCUGUGGAGAUGAGUGCACUGUGGGUGCCAGCGGUGUCGGGCAACAUGAAAAAUAUGAUUUAAUUAUUGAGAAUGUUUGGAUAAACACUUGAAGUUCUUGUGCAGUCUCCUAAUUGAAUCCAUUGAUGCCUAUAAAUGUGGUAGGAAUUUUAGCAUUUUGAGGUCUUUGUUAUUCUACUUUUAGGGGAUUUUUGGAAGCAUUAUGAUUUCUUGUUGGGAGCCGCAGCCCCGAGCCCGGUCGCCUUACUUGGCGGACGUGAGGCCUGUAGGAAAGAGCAAAGCCUGAGGUAGAUUACCCCUCCCAUCGAGCACGUUAGUUUCCUGCUUACCGCGUAAGCAACCCGCUCAACAAUAUAGUCUGCCUGGCAACUGAUGAUGUUAGCCAAUCAGCUUGCCUUGCUUACUUUAACAUGAUUGGACACUGUAUCCGUAUAUAUACUGGUGCCACCCCUGGGGGGGGAAAAAGAAGCCCGGAAGUAGAAGCCCAAAAGGAGCCGCGGGGAGCGGACCAGAGGAGGCUUCGGCUGGGAGCGAUCCCAGGGCAGGCUGUACGGAGAAGGAAAAUAAAAGAAAAGGUUGUCCACUGCCAGACUUUGUCGUGUGUCCUUCCUGCCGGCCGGGAGCGGACAUCGACAUUUGGAGGCCUGCACGGGGACUGAUCACCCCCGAGACGUGACAGCGGACAACGCUCCAGUACAGAGCUUCGAGACAGGUGAGUUGGGGAUAAGCCUGGGCUCUGGGUGGCGCGCACCUACAGGGCUUUUAGACUCCCCUCAGGCUCACGCGUAAGUGGCGGAUUCCUUGGGCCUCACGCGGUGAGUAACAUAUUAAAAGAUGGGAAACAUGCUAGGUAGCAACACUAAGAGCGAGGGUGGUUGUGGAGAAAGCUCUCAAGAGCUUACAAAAGUACGCAGGGUAUUUGAGCAGGCCCAGUCAGGGAGCUCCCGAGAGGGGCCUGUUAAGGGGAAUAAAGAUGCUAAGGAGAAGGACGGGGCUCUAGCCUCGGAGUCGUCUGACUCCGAGGACGAGGAAAGUUGAAUGGCAAGGAGGCCAAAGAGACCAGCUGUCAGGAGCCUAAGUCGCUCGAUAAGGAGUCGCAGGGUUCUUUCCCAGCGUUGCGCCGCGAAUUGCGCUCCGCUCAACUUGGUCUGCGGAGGAGUAGGGAGCUCCUGAGCGCUCCCCGGCGCGAGAGGGAGGCGAAGCCUUCCGCCCCACCUUGGGGGGUGUUCCCGGAGGCGAUCCCUCGCCGCGAGGCGGCCGCCCAGGAGCUCCCUUCCUCUUCGCCAGAACAGGAAGUGAUACACGGGCCCCCAUUUUCCGCCCAAUCAUGGCCGCCGUCUUAUGCUCCGCCGCCGGCGGGUCGGUAUUUUUACAGGCGGCUUUGGCAGGGGGGACGUUUGUCUCAUGAGGUACAUCCACCACCUGGGAUAGAUAGUGGCCCCUACGGGAUAUUUCCUUUACAAGUAGCUAUGGGCCAGGGACGUAAUGCAUGGGAGCCUUUUGAGAUAAAGCAGAUUAGAGAACUUAAAAAUGCAGUUACAACCUUUGGGCCGACUGCGCCUUACACCAUUGCCAUGCUGGAGAAUCUGUCUUCUGGGCCCCUCACCCCUGCGGACUGGAUUCAGCUGGCAAAGGCGUGUCUGCCCUCGGGCAGUUACCUGGAUUGGCGAGCCUGGUACGCAGAGUUCUCUGCAGAGCAGGCUGAGAGAAACGCCAAUCGGGGAAACCGGGGGUGGAACAAAGAAAUGCUUAUGGGAGAAGGUCGGCACGCUGAUGAUCAGACUCAGUUCCCCGGCGCUGUCUAUGAACAAAUCAAUGCCAUAGGGCUCCGCGCCUGGAAGCAAGUAAGUGGUGCCGGAACAGCCUCCUUGUGUCUUUCAAAAAUAAUUCAGGGUACCACAGAGCCAUUUGUUGACUUUGUGGCCCGAAUGCAAGAUGCUGCCGAUAAGAUAUUUUCUGAUCCGGGAGUGGCUCGACCGCUGGUAAGGCAGCUGAUUUUUGAGCAAUGUACAAAGGAGUGCAAGGCAGCGAUAGCUCCUCAUAAGAACAAGGACCUCAACGCCUGGAUUAGGAUAUGCAGAGAGAUAGGGGGGCCGCUCUCCAACUCGGGAGUGGCUGCUCUCCUGGCCGCGGCUGUACAGCAGAGGGGACCUCGCGGGUCAGGAGGGGAAUGUAAGGCUAAAGGGUGUUUUGCCUGUGGGGAGCCAGGACACAUUAAACGUCAUUGCCCAAACAAUGCAGAUGCUAGGCCUCGCCCUAGGAAUGAAGAACCAUAUGUUUGUGGGCGAUGCAAGAGGGGAUCACACAAAGCUGAGGAGUGUAGGUCGGUCUUUGAUGCUCAGGGCAACCGUAUUUGUGGACGAGAUGCUAGAGAGCCAAAAAACAGCCAGAGGGGGCCCCCUUCACAGGCGGGCCCCCGCCCCAGAGACAGGACAGCUCAGGAUGGCAGCCUUCAACAAGGGCCACCCCUGGGUCAGCAGGUGUGGACCUCAGUGUCGCCUCCAGACUUAUACAAAAGGUCACCAUUAGGACGGAUGGCGUUAGGACCCUAAAUGACAUACAAAAACUAUUGGGAGACAUUAAUUGGAUUAGGCCAUAUUUACAUAUACCAAAUUCAGAUCUCAAACCCCUGUUCGACCUUCUGAAGGGAGACCCAGAUAUAGCCUCCCACAGGAGGCUCACUCCUGAGGCAAGAGCUGCCUUACAGAGAGUGGAAAAAGCCUUAGGUGGGGCUACCUUACACAGAAUUGAACCAGGGCGACCCUUUGAUGUCUGUUUGCUACAGACUAGUCUACAGCCCACAGCGGUGAUUUGGCAGAAAGGACCAUUACUGUGGAUACACCCUAAGGUCUCACCUGCAAAAGUCAUAGAGCAUUACCCGGAGGCAGUCGCUUCAUUGGCCCUUGAAGCGCAUGAUAGAGCUGUCCAACAUUUUGGCUCAGGACCACAAGCCAUCCGAGUACCCUAUACCGCCAGCCAGAUCAAGACCCUGGCUGCCUGCAUAGAUACAUGGGCCAUUCUGAGAUGUGUUUUCCAUGGGGAUAUAAACAAUCAAUACCCUAAAGACCCUAUCUUGUCAUUUGUUACUCAGCACCCUGUAAUUUUUCCAAAGGUUACUGCCUCUGAGCCAUUAGUCCCAGCAACUACAAUAUACACAGAUGGCUCCAAGACGGGGAUAGGCGCCUAUGUGAUCCUAGGCAAGCCCCCAGUUACCAUACAAUUUGAACCUGAUCAGCCUCAGGUGGUGGAACUGCAGAUCGUUAAAAUGAUUCUUGAACGGUUCUCAGAAGCCAUUAACAUUGUCUCCGAUUCUAGGUAUGUGGUCAAUGCUAUGCAAGUGCUUGAGACUGCCGGUUUAAUUAGAUCCACUUCCACAGUGGCUGGGCUGUUCCUGUCUAUCCAGACAUUGCUUCAGAACAGACACCAUAAGGUCUUCACCACCCACAUAAGAGCACAUACAUCCCUGCCAGGGCCCAUGGCACAGGGGAAUGCGGCUGCUGAUACUGCCACUCGCCCGUUAUGGAUUUUUACCUUACUAACACCAAUCGAGCGAGCCCGUGCCUUCCAUGAUAAGUUUCAUGUCAAUGCCAGGACACUAGCAAACCAUUUCCAUGUUUCCAGAGCAGAUGCACGAGAUAUCGUGCGACUAUGUGACUCCUGUGCCACAUACAAACCUGCCAUACCGAUGGGAGUAAACCCUCGAGGUUUGAUCCCUGGUGAUGUUUGGCAGAUGGACAUCACACAUAUACAGGAGUUUGGAACUCUUAAAUAUGUUCAUGUUUCCACAGACACCUGUUCUCACGUCAUAUUUGCAACAGCAGAAACAGGUGAAAAAGUGUCUAAUGUGAUCAAUCAUUGCCUGGCGGCUUGGGCUGCAUGGGGCAAACCAAAAAUAUUAAAAACUGAUAAUGGACCAGCCUAUAUAGGCAAAGCCUUCAAUGAGUUCUGCAAAAUGAUGGAGGUUCAAUUAAAACAUGGUAUCCCAUACAAUCCCCAAGGUCAAGGAAUCAUUGAGAGGGCUCAUAGAAGCCUCAAAGAAAUUUUACAAAAACAAAAAGGGGGAGUAGGCCAACGCCUGGCCCCAAAGGCAUGAUUAUCCAUGGCACUAUUCACACACAAUUUUUUAAAUUUAAAUAAUGAUAAUCGCUCUCCAGCUGUGGAGCACUGCAACCCUUCCCCCAACCAUAAAGGGUGGGUGAAGUGGAAAGAUGUCCUGACAGGACAAUGGAUGGGCCCGGAUCCAGUGGUCAGCUGGAACCGAGGCGCGGUUUGUGUUUUCCCACAGGAAUCGGGACGAGAACCACUGUGGGUACCGGAGAGACUGACACGGGCGACAAAGCCCUCGACUGAAGAUCAGACCUGCCCUACCGGAGAUCCAUCACAGACCAACCAACAAGAUGAAUAAAAAUAGCGGUAGCCCGAAAUGGACAAGAAGAUCCUCAGGCAUAUGCAUGGCUCGCUCGCCUAGCCUACGACCGAGUCUAGGGACGGUGAGCUUCCCACACUCCUCCUCUAAAAAAUUAUGACAUAGCUGGGUAGGAGAGUCAAUGACGGGUAAGAGCGUACUCCCCCGGUGCGACUCAACCUAAGCCAGGCCCUACCCCAUCCUGCACGUAAGCCGCUGGACUGUUAGAUGCUGCCCAGGUCUAAAUUUCUCUCCGAGGGGAUUUCUUUACGGAGAGAAAAUGAGUGCAAGCUUGUGUGCAUCCAGGUUCCGUCCAGUUUGUGCCUGGCCCUAGAAAAAGGAUGAGGGCCUCAGGGCCUUGGCAGACCAUGGGACGGCCGACCAGGGUCUAAGCCAAGGACCUACGGUGGGCCUACACAUAGGGCAUAAGCCUCUGCACCCAGUCCAGGAAGGGCUACGAUGCGCACAUUCAUAAAAAAUAAAAAAGGGGGAGAUGUUGGGAGCCGCAGCCCCGAGCCCGGUCGCCUUACUUGGCGGACGUGAGGCCUGUAGGAAAGAGCAAAGCCUGAGGUAGAUUACCCCUCCCAUCGAGCACGUUAGUUUCCUGCUUACCGCGUAAGCAACCCGCUCAACAAUAUAGUCUGCCUGGCAACUGAUGAUGUUAGCCAAUCAGCUUGCCUUGCUUACUUUAACAUGAUUGGACACUGUAUCCGUAUAUAUACUGGUGCCACCCCUGGGGGGGGAAAAAGAAGCCCGGAAGUAGAAGCCCAAAAGGAGCCGCGGGGAGCGGACCAGAGGAGGCUUCGGCUGGGAGCGAUCCCAGGGCAGGCUGUACGGAGAAGAAAAAUAAAAGAAAAGGUUGUCCACUGCCAGACUUUGUCGUGUGUCCUUCCUGCCGGCCGGGAGCGGACAUCGACAAUUUCUCAUUAUUUUUAAGAGUUUGUCUCUCUGGUCUGGUGCCCAGCAUUGAAUGGUGUAGUGAAGUGUCAGGGGCAGCCCUGCAGGACGCUGACUCAGGUCCUAAAAUAAUCCCAGCUGCAAAUUAAGGGGCGGACUCUGAAAAAGACACUGAGGCUUGGAGAACACGUUCAAGGACAGAGGGAUGAAGAGAUGGGCUGUUGUCCAUAGGUCUGAAAUGAGAUGCAAAUAUUGGCCUACAGGCAUUUUCUGCUUUACAAGGAAAUAUAAUGAAGCAUGAACCACAGAAUGACCUCUGGGAUGCAGCCAGGUAGACUCCAGGGAAAGGUUAAGGGGUUUUGUUUUGGUUUUUCUCCUUAUCGCACAUUCAGGAUUUAAAAAAUGUUUUAUUGGCCCGGUUUUAAUCAUAUCAGUGAAAACAUCUUUCCUACAGUCCUGAUAUAGUUUCCUCAACUUUUGUCUGAGAAAUCAGAAGCUGUCGUGCGAGAUCAGAGAUAUUUUUUACUUCUAAGGAUUUUUGUGUUUAAAUAGUUUUUCUCCCCAAACCUACUAAUAGAGAGUUUAGGUGAUGGACUCAGUUCUUUCUAAACCCCAGGGAUCUUUCUGUGAACAUUCUCUCCUCUAAAUAUGAGACAGCACACACAGCACAUGACUAAGUUUCUGCUGCUCAGCAAGUACUUUCCAAUUUUCUCCCUUCACCGUGGAUCCGAGCAUUCUAAAACCACUGUCUCUCAGUGCUUUGCCUCAUAACAGAUAAAUAACAGAUUAAUUUGAAGGAGCUUAUAGGAAAGUGCCGCAGCUUCACUACAAUGUCAGUAAGGGCUCAGCUCAUUCCGGCCAAUUCUUGUUUGCUGCUUCGGUUUGCUUUGUAUUUGUUGUUUGGUUUUGUUUCUUAGUGAUCUCAAGACAAUGAAUCUUACUCCUUGAAAAAUCAGAAGGCUGUUUUGUAUGACCUGGAACUCUACCAUUACUGAACUUAAUAGAAGGAUGAGGCUCUAUCCCCACAGAGAAGAAAAUCAUAAAUCAGUAGAAGAGACCGUGGCCAGAAUCCCUGUGAUGUACCUGGGAGAGUCAGAAGACACCUGACCUCAACUGUUUCAGGAGGAUGGGAAGCUGGUGGUGAGGACAAGCAUUUGCAUGAGUUUCCCAUGGGAUGUGAAGGCUGAUGCCACUUGUGAAAGAGAGCUGGCUGAUCACUGUCUGUGCCGGGCAUCCACUCAGGACAGUACCUGUGCCCUUCUACUGUGACAUGUGUUUAAUUUUGACCUUGUACUGUGGCUUGGAUAAGUGUCUUCCAAAGAUCUACAUAGUAAACGCUUGGUCCCUUGGGUGAUGUGCGUGAGUGGUGGGCCCUACACGACAGUGGCCUAAUGGAAUUGUUUGUGUAUUGGAGGCAUGCCCUUGAGGGGGACUCUGGGCCUCUUUCUGUUAUAGAUUUAAAAACUGGUAGUCAACUUAACGUCAGCGGAAUUAAAUCACCAUUGUGCUGAGCAUAGAUGUUCCACCUGAGGAAAGUUGCCAGCAUAAAUAGAGAUGUGGAGAACAAGGCGUUGAGGCGUUAGGUAUCGUGGGUUUCACUAAGUGUUGCUGUUUGAGUCGUUGGUUUUCCUGGAGGAGCUCUGGUCCUCACAUCGCGCACUGCUUCCUGGCUCCCGAGGGGAAGACAUGUGACACUCAAUUUCCAGGACAAACUUGUCACGCUGGCUUCCUGGCAUGCACUCGGCUGUGCUUUUCGUCAGAGCAGCUCAGGACUUCUAUGCUGCUGAGGAUGGCUGUGCUGCUUUCAGGACAGCCCUGGUCUUUAUUAUGAGUGUGACUUCUCGACUCUAGCAUAGAACCCUCAACCUACCAGCCCAGCUCCAGCUCCUUCACCCUGCUAGCAUAGACUUUCUGGCUUCCACCACUGACCUUUGGGCAUGGAUUCGCAAAAGAGACUGGCAUGAGUCCUUCUUGUGGGCUCUAGAUCUUCAGUUGGACUUGUGGGAGGCAUUGUCAUGAGCUCUGGGUCUUCAUCUGUACUCGUGUGGAACUUUGCUGUGAGAUUCAGGCCCUUGGCUGAAUAUUCUAUAUCUUUGGUGUUGUGGACAGAUUUCCUGCACUUUCUUGUGUUAACUCUGGGUGACUGUCAUAAAAUAUUAUAAAUUCCAUGUCCUCACAAGCCCUGACUACAACAUCUUUUCUCCCUGUCUCGCUUCCUGGUCAUUAGGAGCGCAGUGUCCCCUACUGUGUUUGCUCACCACAAGGCUAAAAGCAGUGAGAGCAGUCACCCAUGGACUGGUGCCUCUGAAAACAUGAGAUAAAAUAAACUUUAUGCGCUGA
This is a messenger RNA of Cavia porcellus (domestic guinea pig), 9189 nucleotides long. RefSeq names its product endogenous retrovirus group K member 24 Gag polyprotein-like. The transcript is spliced from 2 exons. Gene Ontology annotation, molecular function: zinc ion binding; nucleic acid binding. Lineage: Eukaryota; Metazoa; Chordata; Mammalia; Rodentia; Caviidae. The record is from RefSeq and is a predicted model, not a curated record. Bases 3017 to 4099 code for a protein of 360 amino acids. Gene Ontology annotation, biological process: viral process.